UGUGAGCUGUGGUGUAGGUCGCAGGCGUGGCUUGGAUCCCGAGUUGCUGUGACUGUGACUGUGGCAGCCAGGGAAGCCCACAGUCCCUCCAGCCAGACAAGGGGAAGUAGGUGGUGGGAGGUCUGGGCAGCCCACCGUCUCCCCGUCAAAACCCGCUGAUGAAAUGGUCAACAGGCAUCACUUGCUGGGCCUGACAACAGAGGACUGAUGGGGCCUGAGGCCACCAGGCCCCCACCUUCCCACCACCUCCCUGGAGCCUCGGGUAUCUAUGGCAGUGGCAGGUAAGACUGUUUGGUUCUUAUUGGACACAGAGGCAUCAUAUUCAGCAUUACGCAGCUUUCAAGGUGUCACAUAUACCUUCCCCACUCCUAUACCAGGGGUUACCCACCACACCUCAGCAUACUGGACCUUUAGCUUGCACACUUUUGGACACCACUUUCUGCCACUCAUGUCUAGUUAUUCCCACUUGCCCAACCCCAAUAAUAGGGAGGGAGAUCCGGACAAAAUUCCAGGCAUACAUUCACUUUCCAACACAACCAAACGCAAAAUUCUUACUCUUAUGCCAGCCAGAUUCGGGCCCCUCUCCUCCCAGUUCUUCCUCUCUCCCUCUGACGUAAAUCCCAUCGUUUGGACACUAGCACACCCUCCAUCACCAGGCAUCGCUCACCCAUUCUUAGAUGACGAGAGGCUCCUACCAGUUCCCUAACCAAUCUCAAUAUCUAUCAGCCCAGAAGCUCAGAGGGGACUAACCCCUAUAAUUCGGUGCCUCUUAAGGCCAGCAUCCUCCAACCUGCUCCGCUCCCCUUCAAUACUCCUGUCCUUCCUGUGCAGAAGCCCGACAGACAGACCUUUCAGAUCAGGUCAGGAUCUUCUCAUCAGUCAGGCAGUCCUCCCCGUCAAGCCAGUGGUCCCAGACCCCUACACCCUCUUGUCUCACAUGCCUUCUUCUUUUUGCUUUUUAGGGCUGCACCUGUGGCAUAUGGAGGUUCCGGGCUAGGGGUUGAAUUGGAGCUGUAGCCACUGGCCAACACCGCAGUCACAGCAAGGCCGGAUCCUUAACCCACUGAGCCAGAGGGGAACCUCUGUUUGCGGUCUUUUUUGAGCUGAGCAGGGAAAUCCUGUUUAUCACAAACACCGAUUUCCCUGAACCUUUUAUUGCUGUUUCAACAUAUCAAAUAUGCCUCCGCAGACCUGUACUCCACGUGCAGCGGGUGUCUGGAUUUUGACCCUCUCUCUAAGGUUUUUCUUCCUCUUUCAGCGAGUUGGCAUCAAUGUGUCCCUCCUUUGUUUAUAUGCUCCAGGCAAAACUGGGAGGCUGGAGUAGAAGGAAGGAGACCGGCUGGGUAGAAGCCACAAAGGGCGAGGAGGUCUGGCUGGACUGAGGGAGCAGAUAAAUUCUGGCCCAGCAGGGUCGCUGUGGCCUGUGAUCUUGAAGAAAAGAUGUGGAGACGGGUGGGAAAACGGCAGGACCAGAGCGCAGGAGGCAAAUGCGGUGCCCAAGGGACAGUGGGGGUGAGAAAGAAGAAACGACCAAUUUAGGUCUUAAGUCCACUUGGGUGAUGCAGGGCAAAUAGAGACAUCUGUUCCGUCUUGGGUCAGUCGCUCCUUGGGAAGGAGGGCAAAGGCCGGAGGACGCCCGGCCUCUGGCUCCCAUCUGGACCCAGCUCCCCAGCGGACCCUGGGGAACCCGCGAUCGAGACGAGACCUCCGAGCCGCCUAGAUGGGACCCGGAAGUGCGCCCCGAGGCACCGGCUUGACCAGGCGGCCUCCGGGGGCCGAGGUCGCGGACACCGAGCGCAGCCGGCGGACUGAAAGUGACUGCCCGUCCCUUGCGUCGGGUUCUGAAGAACUUUUAGAGACGAUCUGGGCCUUGGAGCGGCCCCGGGGAUUGGACCCAGCCCAUGGAGAAGCGGCCUGAGCAGAUGUCGCCGGAGUCCCUGUGUCCAUCCCCCGAGCGGGAGCCUCGAAAGAGCAAGGUUCAAGAUGCAGCUCAGCGUCAUUCUUGGAGGUGGUCGCCCGCAGACCCCCUAGGACGGGUUGUCAUUCCUAACUGUGCUUUGAAGCAGGAUUAUCAUCUCUUUCCCAAGAUCUUGUCCGUGAUGGUGAGAAACCCUACGAGUGGCCUGAGGACCAAUUAAAAAGAAAACCAAUAAAGCAAAAAACUCUUGAAGUAGAGGUACGUCUACACGAAGGGGAUGCAUGUGAACAAGACAAACACGAGGGACCUUAUGCACGUGGACAAAACUUCACAAACAUCGCAGGCUUUAUCCGACAGCCACGGAUUCUUAGGGAAGAGAAGUCUCAAAUGUGUAACCUUUGCGGGAAAUUAUUUAGGCGGACCUCAUACCUGAUGCAGCACGAAAAAAUCCACAUGCAAGAGAAACCUUAUGUGUGUCAGGAAUGUGGGAAAGCCUUUGGCCACAGUUCAAAUCUUAUGCAACAUCAAAGGAUUCACACUGAGGAGAAGCCCUAUGAAUGCAGUGAGUGUGGGAAGGCCUUCCGGCGCAGCUCACACCUCAUCCAGCACCAGAUAAUCCACACCGGAGAGAUGCCUUACACGUGUAAUGAAUGUGGAAAAGCUUUCGGUCGGAGCUCAAGUCUCAUUCGACAUCAAAGAAUCCACACCCGGGAGAAACCCUAUGAAUGCGCCGAAUGUGGGAAGGCCUUCAGCCAGAGCUCAAAUCUAACAGAACAUCAGCGAGUUCACACCAAAGAGAGACCAUACGGAUGCAAUGACUGUGGGAAGACCUACAGUCGUAACUCACACCUCAUUGAACAUCAGAGAGUCCAUACGGGGGAGACUCCUUAUGAUUGCAGGGAGUGUGGGAAAUCUUUCAGCAGGAGUUCGCUCCUUAUCAAGCAUCACAGAAUCCACACCGGAGAAAGACCCUAUGAAUGCAGCGAAUGUGGGAAGGCCUUUAGUCGGAACUCCCACCUUACUCAGCAUCAGAAGACUCACAGCGGAGAAAAACCUUCUGAAUAUAAAGAAUGUGGGAAAGCCUUCAAAUGCAGUUCAUACCUUAUCGAUCACCUGGGAAUCCAUACACGAGAGAAACAGUGAACCAAGAGAAGGUGGUGGGGCCCUUGGUUAAGGUUCAGCAUCAGAGAACUCACACUGGGGAGAAAACCUUUGGGUGCAGUGAGUGUGGACGGCCCUCAGUCCUGGUUCAACCUUAGUAAGACCUGAAAAUCCACACAGUGGACAAUUCUCAUGGCUGUGUUCAAUGCAUGAAAACCUUUAGGCCGAGUUCCCAGCUUAUGCAGCACCAGCAGGUUCACUUGGGAGGAAAGAUAUGGAGAGAGCUCUGCCGUGUGUCGGGGAGAGGCAGGGACGGGUCAUAGUGUAACACCAGGGAGGGGAUGACUAAAGUGGAACCUUUAGUUAGCAGCACUUUUUAUUUGAUUUCGAGGGUCUGUUUCAGAGGGAGGUUCCAUGGUCGGUUUUUCAAAUCUCCAUGGUCAUCCUCUGAAAAUGGAAUGAGUAGGUCUAUUCCAGGGAAGAAGGAAUUUGGAAAUUCAUCGAUGAGGAAAGUAGCAGGGUGACCUCUGAACCCAAUAGCUUUCCUUCUAACUCACCUGCCCUGUUGUCCUGUUUGUCGAAACGGUACAAGGAAGCGGCUCUGGGUCCUCUUGGACCAGUGUCUUGCUCCUCGGUGUCCUGCAGAAUGCUGAAUCUCUCUUUGGUUUAUGUGACAUAAAUGCAUUUUAAUGGGCAGAUUUUCUAAGCCAAGUAGUUUCUCCGUGUAACAUGUCCCCCCAUGGCUUUGUCAUGUGUCAGCUCGGGCAGGCUGAACCGUGCUUGUCAGACUUCCCUUUCUUGUAUUUUUUGGUUGGCGUGGGCUACAUGGGAGGCUGGAGGGCAGACGAGAAGCUGAGUUAUUUCGUGGCUCACACAUGUUGUUGCGGAUCUGCUGAUGCACCUCACUGGAGCUGGGCCUGAAACUGGGCGGCCUUCCUCUGGAUCCUUGUUUGCCUGUACUGGGCCAGGGUUGUGUGUGUGUGUGUGUGUGUGUCCUCAUGGUUUUAUUUUCCCGAUUGAAUCCUAGUCAUACACAUGCUUACUAUCCUAUGACAAAUACACGUUUAUUUCAA
This is a messenger RNA of Sus scrofa (pig), 4092 nucleotides long. NCBI's taxonomy places the organism in Eukaryota, Metazoa, Chordata, Mammalia, Artiodactyla, Suidae. The record is from RefSeq and is a predicted model, not a curated record.